Molecule: messenger RNA, 1706 nt
Organism: Kogia breviceps (pygmy sperm whale)
Lineage: Eukaryota; Metazoa; Chordata; Mammalia; Artiodactyla; Physeteridae
Gene: STK17A
Product: serine/threonine kinase 17a
Biological process (GO): intracellular signal transduction; positive regulation of apoptotic process; protein phosphorylation
Cellular component (GO): nucleus
Molecular function (GO): ATP binding; protein serine/threonine kinase activity
Source: RefSeq, a predicted model, not a curated record
CGCGGCGCGGGGGAGAGCGGUUGGUCUCCUCUGACGUUCUCGAGGCAGUUGGAGGCGGGGCUGUGACCCGCUGGCAGCUCUGAGCGAGUCGGGCGGCCGGAACGAAAGAGCGCCCGAGCGCCAUGAUUCCUCUGGAGAGGCCGGGCAGCGGCGGUUCUUCCCCGGCCGCCGUCCCCGGCUCGGGUCGCGUCGGCCGGGGUCUGAGCACACCGCGCCGGCUGCCGCCCCCGCCCCGCGGGCUGCUGACGGAGAUCCGCAGCGCCGUGUGCACCGAGCCCUUCCAGGACGCCUACAGCCUGAGCCCGGGCCGGGAGCUGGGCAGGGGGAAAUUUGCAGUGGUGAGGAAAUGUAUAAAGAAAGAUUCUGGAAAAGAAUUUGCAGCAAAGUUCAUGAGAAAAAGAAGAAAAGGCCAAGAUUGUCGGACAGAAAUAAUUCAUGAAAUUGCUGUUCUUGAACUAGCACAGGACGAUCCUUGGGUCAUUAAUUUACACGAAGUCUAUGAGACGCCAUCGGAAAUGAUCCUAGUUCUGGAAUAUGCUGCUGGGGGUGAAAUCUUUGACCAGUGUGUUGCAGACAGAGAAGAAGCCUUUAAGGAAAAAGAUGUUCAGAGACUCAUGAGGCAGAUUUUAGAAGGUGUUCGCUUUUUACACGCUCAUGAUGUAGUUCAUCUUGAUUUGAAGCCCCAGAAUAUUCUGCUGACAAGUGACUCUCCGCUGGGUGACAUUAAGAUAGUUGAUUUUGGUCUUUCAAGAGUAAUGAAGAACAGCGAAGAGCUCCGCGAGAUUAUGGGCACUCCUGAAUAUGUGGCUCCUGAAAUUCUUAGUUAUGAUCCUAUCAGCAUGGCAACGGAUAUGUGGAGCAUUGGAGUGUUGGCAUAUGUCAUGCUGACGGGAGUAUCGCCUUUCUUAGGCGAUAAUAAACAAGAAACGUUCCUCAACAUCUCACAGAUGAAUUUGAGUUAUUCUGAGGAAGAAUUUGAUGUUGUGUCUGAGUCAGCUGUUGACUUCAUCAAGACACUUUUAGUUAAGAAACCUGAAGAUCGCGCCACUGCUGAGGAAUGUCUGAAACAUCCAUGGCUAAUGCAGAGCAGUGUUCAGGAACCUUCUCUCAAGGUGAAAGGGGCAUUAGAAGAGGCACAGGCCCUCCAGGAAGGCGAUUCUGUGCCUGAAAGUAAUUCAGAUACCCAGAAGCCGGAAACCGAGGAAUCCGUCAUCACAGAGGAGUUGAUUGUAGUUACUUCCUAUACUUUAGGACAAUGCAGACAGUCUGAAAAAGAGAAAAUGGAGCAAAAGGCCAUUUCCAAACGAUUUAAAUUUGAGGAACCUUUGCUGCAAGACAUUCCGGGAGAUUUUAUCUACUGAGCAGUAUAUCCCUUUAGAACUUUAAGAUUUCUACAUUGGAAACAUUAUUUAUGGACUUCUGGCCAAAUGGUACAUGGGCUGAAAGUUGGAUGACCAGGUGUCAGUGGUAGAAACUAAAAUAACUUUGUCAAACUUGUGGAGUUAGAGAAAUCAAACCAGAUUUAUAAAGUUGCCAACCAGGAGGUUUAACGGGUAAAGUUACCUUUUUCAAAGUUCUUUUUAAGAAGGGAGAUGCUUGAACCUUUUAUUUCUGCAUCCUGUUUCUCCAGAAUGAGAAUUUGUAUGCAAAGAUAUCUGCAGUCACUUUCCUUAAAAAUCCAAGUAAAAGUGCCAAAAUUAACAUCU